AUGGCAGAUUCACCAAAAGCCGGCAUCCCAGUCCGGGCUGAGCUCGACUCAGGUCAGAAGCGAAACCGACCAGAGCGUUCCAACGCGACAGUCCGGGCUUCUAUUGCUUGCGUCCCCUGCCGCACCAGGCACACUAAGUGUGAUGGGUUCAUGCCCCAUUGUACACGCUGCAAAGAGGAAGGGCAAAAGUGUCACUACGUCAGUUCACGGCGAGGAAUCCGCGAUGCAAAGAAACGCAACAUGAUGAGAGAUGAGGUCCAGAUGGCCGAUCAAGACGACACAACAGAAAGCACACCUUCGCCCAAUCUUUCGGACUUCCACAAUCCCCUUCACAAUCAAAACCGACUACUCGAUUUGUAUUAUGCCAACUUUCACGUUGCUCACUCCUGGGCCCCGCCGAAGCCUAUCUUGGAAUUAUUUCUUAAAGAAAAACCCAACGACGUGCGAUUUCUUGAGGCCACCAUUAUGUAUAUUGCAUCUCAGUAUUCCAUGGUAGACAGCAGUUCGCUCCGGGAGCGAGCUUUCGAGAUGUCGCAUGAACGACUUCCUCCAACGCUCUGGAAUGUUCAAGCACUCCUGUCCCUAUCCAUUGCUUCAUUUGGUGAGCAGGACAGCCUCUAUCGCUGUCUGUUCAUACAGGCCCGCGAACUUGCACAACUUGGUGGUCUUCAACCCAAGGCAUAUGUCGAUCAGCAAGAGGGACUUGUCCUGGCUGAGUCAUGCCGUCGUACGUAUUGGGGAUUAUACGUCCACGGGAUGUUGCUGGGCAUGAGGGAUCCCUUGGUACAUCCAUCCCUCUACUCGGUAAAGUUGAACGACGACACAGAACUUCCCUGCGAGGAAUGGAACUACAAGGCGGGCACCAUCCCUAUUCCAGUGACUCUGGCAGAGCACGACCGCUUGGGCGCAUCAUAUGACCCCUCUUCCUGGGCCUGUCUUGUUGAUCUGGUACGCAUUCACGACUGCUGUGUGGCUCAAUUUCUCGGCGGAUGCAGGUGGGAAACAAGCCCCGAUGCAUUAGAAGAUGCAAACCAAAAUAUCGUUUCGUGGCGGAACAAGCUCAAGGCUUCAAAAAUGGAGUACGUGGAUGAGGACGGGACGGUGGACAUGAUACUCUAUUCUGCUUUGGUAAUCUCUUAUGGCCUUCAGAUUCGAAUGCAUCUUCACUUUGAAAACGUUCGACGGGCCGCCGACACCGAGCAUUUGAAUCCUUAUAUACCUCGCCUGCACGACAGUGUUGCUGAGAAACUUGAUCACUCGUUGCCGCCUCUUCUUCAUGCACCGCUGCGCCUAGUAUCAGUCUUGAAUCACUUCAUGGCAGAGAAAAUAUCUCCUUCAUGCAUACCACAGCUAGAUCAGGCUGCCAUGCUUCUUAACGCAAAAUCUUGUCACAAAUCCAAGGUUGACUUCUUCUCAAGUGUCCUUGGGAAAUCUAGCGAGUAUUGGUCCAGGUCGAAGAUAACCUUGGACUAUCUAGAACAUACACCAAUGGGUGCUGAGAAUGUCACAAACACUGUACUGCAGGCAGACAGUCCCCAUUGGAUUAUGCCAUCCGUGUUUGGAUACUGUCCAGAGCUGACUGCGCAGUCGGCCAUGCAUUGGCCAGAGCAAAGUUUCAGCGGCAGUCCAAUGUCAUAUGCUAUGUCCGUUACCACAGCAGAGUCUUUUCAGAGUCUCACUGCCGAAGCAGGCAGCCCAGAGGAACAAUCUCCGCGUGUGAAGGCCGAGACACAAUGGAUGGCAGAAUGA
Molecule: messenger RNA, 1749 nt
Organism: Fusarium poae
Lineage: Eukaryota; Fungi; Ascomycota; Sordariomycetes; Hypocreales; Nectriaceae
Exons: 5
Coding region: 1-1749 (582 amino acids)
Biological process (GO): regulation of DNA-templated transcription
Molecular function (GO): DNA-binding transcription factor activity, RNA polymerase II-specific; zinc ion binding
Source: RefSeq, a predicted model, not a curated record